Molecule: messenger RNA, 2062 nt
Organism: Malania oleifera
Lineage: Eukaryota; Viridiplantae; Streptophyta; Magnoliopsida; Santalales; Ximeniaceae
Product: E3 ubiquitin-protein ligase HAKAI homolog
Exons: 5
Coding region: 321-1811 (496 amino acids)
Biological process (GO): regulation of cell adhesion; protein ubiquitination
Molecular function (GO): ubiquitin protein ligase activity
Source: RefSeq, a predicted model, not a curated record
GGGCAACAUUGUAAGUCUACCAAAGGAAAUCGACGCUCCUUGGGGCUUUUACUGGCUGCUACUCUCGCAUACUGCCGUGAGAAAGAGAGAGAGAAGCAGCGGCGAACAUAGAUUCCCGGCGACGCGGCGGCGUUACGGUUGCUCAACGCGCGGCGGUUCCGGAUUAAUUGAAGCUUGAAAUUGGCAGCUAAAUAUUAGCUUAACUGAGGAGAGUGGGAAGCGAACCAGCUAGAGCUAGAGAGUUUUUGUUGUCAAAAGCUCAAAGCUGAGGUUAUCAGUGGGGCAAUAGAGUGAAGGGACUUGGACAUAGUACAGUUACGAUGCUUCAAAUUCGUCUUAGCAAGGGUGCAUUAUCUGAAAGUGGUGGUGGAUCCAAGCCCUUGCCCGUGGAAACUGUGACGGUUGCAUGCCCUGACCACCUCGUUCUUGCUGAUCUUCCUGUAGCCAAAAGCCUGGGUUCAGCAACUGCUGCUUCCCUUGUCAAAAUUGUGGGUCGCAGAUCUCGUCGCCAGCUUGGUGAAAGAGUCCACUUCUGUGUCCGCUGCGAUUUCCCCAUUGCUAUAUAUGGGCGCCUGAGCCCUUGUGAGCAUGCGUUCUGUCUUGAUUGUGCUAGAAGUGAUUCUAUAUGCUAUCUAUGCGAUGAACGCAUCCAGAAGAUUCAGACCAUUAAGAUGAUGGAGGGGAUCUUCAUUUGUGCAGCGCCCCACUGUCUCAAGUCUUUUCUAAAGAGGAUUGAGUUUGAAUCCCACAUUCACGAGAGCCAUGCCGACCUUCUUCACCCAAAUGUGGAGAAAGAAGAUGGGAAUGAGUCAGAGGCUCACAGCGCUAAACAAUCCACAGCUUCUGAUUCCACAGUAAAAGUUCCACCAAGGCCUGUAUUUUCUCCUGGUUCAAAUUCCCAGCUCCAAGAUCGUGAAGAUAGAGCGCGUCGCCAGCAACCUAGAGAACCACCACUUCCCAGGUCAAUGAUGCAGACAAGGCCGUCACUGCCUUUUGGACAAGUUCAAAAUCAUCCGUUAGAAUUGCAAUCUGAAAACCGAGCCCAAGGCUUGGACAGGUCAGGCUCCCAGAACAACUUCCACCAACAAAGCUUUGAGAUGCAGGGUGGGCUGCAGCAAGAAUCUAGUCAUUUUCCUGACAAACAGCAAGGAGUUUCACUAGAAACUGCAAUUUCUGAGUACUCCUCUCAGCAUCUUCAGCAGCCACUCAAUUUUGCAGUGCCUAUUAAUUCAAAUCCCCUAUUUAGUUAUCCUCCUGUCCCCUCAGAGGGUGUCCAAUCAUUUUAUGGAACUCCCUAUGAGAUGGCGCGGUCAGACUCAGCCCCUGAGGUUGUCCCAGAGCAGAGUUCAUUGUUGGGUUUUCCACCAGGUCCGCCUAGGAUUUUGAAUUCCUCGGAAAGCUAUAGAAGGUCCUGGAAUGCGGGAUCAACUGUUUCACCUUUUGAAACUCCACUUGAGGGCCAAGCAAUUGCUGAUGGUUUAUCGAACCCACCUGAUUCUCAAAGGCCUGCCUUUUUCCAAGGUGAUUAUGGGCGAAGUCCAGCCAGUGUGUCCAUGAACCCUCCCCACCCGUCUAACAAGGGGACUGAAUCUGUGCAGGGUAAUAAUCCUAUGGAUCCCAGGGAUGGCAAGGGUGUAUUGGCACCACAGCCCUUGCCAUUCCCACCACCACCACCUCCACCGCUUCCUCCUCACUUGUUACCGGCUAAAUGGGGCAAGUUUUACUCUGGUGACGCAGGUCAUGAUGGGCAGGGCUUUGGGUGGGCGCAGCAUGAGAAGCGGAAUAGCUUUGGGAGUGGUCAGGACCAGUGAGGAUGCUGGAGUUCUUGUUACUUAGCCAUGUUGUAUUAGUUGAUCAUUGCAUUGCCUGUAUUGUAUAUACUUUGUAUUUCACUUCGUUGCUUUCUUGUCAUGCCUACGUCUACCAAGUAAUCUAUGGAGAUAUCUUUUUUGACAUGAAAUAUUAUAAUGUAGUUGCUAUUUAUGCAUACAUAAAACUUUUUCCUGCCUUGAGUUGGAGCCAACAAAAACAAUAGAACUCAGACAUGGGUAUUUUUUCUUCA